AUGGCGAGCGAAAUGAGUCGGGUGAACAGCUUCUGCUGUGAAUGUGCUGCCACCCAGAGCCGUUGCAGUGCCGAUAACUGCCCGUGUGUGGCGGCACGGAAAACCUGCGAUGAGCAUUGCGAAAGCACCAGGUAUCGAGGUGACUGCCUGAAUCAGGCAAUUUGCAAGUGCUCAUGUGAAGUCGAUCCUGCCAAACCGGCAAAGAACGCCUGUGCCAAAGCCGAGCGCUGUGAUUGCCUACGAAUCAAAGAGGGAUGCAGCAAACUCUGCGCUUGCAAGCAGAUUUGCAAAAACAAGGCAAGUCAACAAUUCUACAGUAGCAGCUCGUCAAUGUCGUGA
Ostertagia ostertagi is the source of this 339-nucleotide messenger RNA. Lineage: Eukaryota; Metazoa; Nematoda; Chromadorea; Rhabditida; Trichostrongylidae. The record is from the annotation of a GenBank genome assembly.